Mucor velutinosus is the source of this 1416-nucleotide messenger RNA. RefSeq lists its product as uncharacterized. Gene Ontology annotation, molecular function: protein binding. NCBI's taxonomy places the organism in Eukaryota, Fungi, Mucoromycota, Mucoromycetes, Mucorales, Mucoraceae. The record is from RefSeq and is a predicted model, not a curated record. The coding region runs from base 1 to 1416 and encodes 471 amino acids. Gene Ontology annotation, biological process: Golgi to plasma membrane transport. The transcript is spliced from 5 exons. Gene Ontology annotation, cellular component: exomer complex.
AUGGCUCUGAAACUGGCUAAAUUUGCCGUGAAUACUACACCUUCCGAAUUUUUAACAUGGGCCAAACUAACUGAAGUUUAUAUUGAUCUUGAGGACUACAAGAAUGCACUGUUGACAUUGAAUUCUUGUCCCAUGUUUACUUACAGCGAGCGUGAUAUGCAUCGUAUGCCUGCGCCCAUCAAGACACAUUUACCUAUCAAAGCAGAGAUCAUGAAUUCAGGCAUCAUGGAAGAAGAUGCUGCUGGAAGAGAGAAUGAGGCUGACCCCAACUUGGCUCGUCUCCCCGCUCCCGCAUUACAUGGAACAUUUGCUAAAGCGUAUGCACUUUUGACUCGCUUAGCUAGUAAGAUUGGAUGGGACGAUUUAUUGAAAUGCAGAUCUCAAGUAUUCGUUAUGGAGGAGGAAUACCGUAUGCAAAAGGCCAAGGAAGAUACUCAAAAGUCGAGCACAUCCGUUAACGAGCAACAGCAACACAGCAAAGACGAGCCCACAGCAUCUUUGCGUGCUAAUGCUCAAGAGAGUGUCGAGCAAAAGGAGCAAGUAGCAGAGACUAGUGCUACCACCGUGUCUGAUAGCGAGGAAAAUAAGAAGGAAGAAGACGCUAAAGAAGAGGAAGGAUCUCAAAAUGGAGAACCAUCAGAGGAAACAAAAGAAACCACUGAAAAUUCUGAUGAGUUGGCUGAUCAAAUGGACACUGUUGAUUUAAAUGCUGACGAGAGUAAUCAACAGCAAGCAGCUGAAGAAGAAAACCAACAGCAACCAAAGGUUGAGGUGCAUCACACUCCACUUGAACGUCCUACCCAAGCAGCGGAGGACAACUCAAAGACUGAAGGCACGUCUACUUCCAACGAUGCGCCCAUCAACACACCACACCCCAGUGAUGGUGUCAACUUUUCAUUCAGCAACAAACGUCUUUGUGAGCGUUGGCUAGACAAUCUGUUUAUGGUAUUGUACGAAGAUUUGCGUAUCUAUACUUUCUGGAGAACCGAAGCCGCACAUUAUCGUGCUCAACAAAUGCCCUAUCGUAAGACUGGUACUGAAUGGGAGCUAUUGGGUGAUCUUGCUCUUAGAUUAUGGCAUGAAAAUGAAGCAAGAGAGGCAUAUGAACAGUGCUUGGAUCACAAAUUCUCUGCCAAGGCUUGGAUGAAGCUUUUGGAGAUAUAUGUUACUGAAUCCAACGUCCAAAGAGCUCUUUUAGCUGCAGUGAAAUUGACAGUAUACCAUGAGCGUUGGUACCAUGAAAUUGUGUACCCAAGCGAAAUUGCUCGUAACCUCAACAUUGUUAUUCGCAGAGAGGGCCUCUCCAAGAUGCAGAAUAUGUUGACUUCCAUGAACUUACCCCGUCCUGUGCAGCAAUUGAUGACACAAUAUUUCGAUUUUGCCGAGCUAUUCAAGGUGGAAGGAUAUGAAUUUUAA